Molecule: messenger RNA, 662 nt
Organism: Toxorhynchites rutilus septentrionalis
Lineage: Eukaryota; Metazoa; Arthropoda; Insecta; Diptera; Culicidae
Gene: mRpS10
Product: 28S ribosomal protein S10, mitochondrial
Exons: 3
Coding region: 122-613 (163 amino acids)
Cellular component (GO): mitochondrion; mitochondrial small ribosomal subunit
Source: RefSeq, a predicted model, not a curated record
GAUUAUCUUAAACAUCGCUUCCGUUGUGUCAAACAGUAACUUUAUUUUGUUUUCAUAUUUUCACGUAGUACAUAGAAGUUACCCAAUAAUUUUCAUAAAUCCAAUUUUAUCAUAACAUAAAAUGUUGAAGGCGCUUAACCUGUAUAGAGGAUUGUCGCCGGCUCCUUUAUGGUUCAAUAACGCGAGGUUUUUCUUCACCGAAAAAAGAACAGUGAUUAGUUCUGGUGCGGCCGAAAGUGGAAAUCCAGAUAAAUUAUAUAGUCGGGUCGAACUCCAGAUGAAAGGUAUUGAUCCGGCCGUUAUGAAAAGCUAUGCUUAUUUCGCAAAAACUGCUGCCGAGCAUUUAGACAUCGAAGUGGGGAAGCACUGGGCCCUCCGAAAGGCGGUUAAAGAUCGUCUAACACUUCUGAAAUCAGUGCACAUUUACAAGAAGCAUCGAGUUCAGUAUGAAAUCAGAAACUACUACCGUUUUAUGCACUUUCAUAAACUCACCGGAUCCACGUUGGACACGUUUCUCGAAUACGUUGAACGUAAUCUGCCGGAGGGGAUAGCUCUGAAAGUGACCAAAGUGGAACUGCAAGAAUUGCCGGAACAUUUGAGGUCGGAAUCGUAGAAGCUGUUUUAUAUUUAUGUAGUAAUGAAUAAACCAUAUUUCACUUCAA